Molecule: messenger RNA, 1269 nt
Organism: Colossoma macropomum (tambaqui)
Lineage: Eukaryota; Metazoa; Chordata; Actinopteri; Characiformes; Serrasalmidae
Gene: tspan13a
Product: tetraspanin 13a
Exons: 6
Coding region: 274-888 (204 amino acids)
Cellular component (GO): membrane
Source: RefSeq, a predicted model, not a curated record
ACGCUGAACUCUGAACGCUCAGAUAAAACCGUGGUGAUCUGGUGUAGGACUUCGCUUUAUUAUUACACGUCUAUAGUCAGCUGCGCCGUUUUCCUGUUGAACGUGUCUCUGAUCUGCUCGAUCCUGAAGGAAGUACAGAGACCAGACUGUACCUGCUCACUGAGCAGGAGCUGUGAGGAAGAGUGGCCGCUCUAGCUGUACUUACUCUCCCUUCAUUAGGCCGGAGGUGUCUGCCAGAGGAACUUCAUGUGAUUCAGUAAUUGAUCGCUCAGAAUGGGCUGUGGAGGAUUCGUUUGCUCUAAAAAUGCGCUUUGCGCGCUGAACAUUCUUUACGCGCUGGUGAGUCUGCUCAUGAUUGCGGUGGCAGCCUGGGGUAAGUGGUUUGGCCUGGUCUCGAGUUUCCAAGUGAUAGCCGCCGUCAUUGGAGUUGGUUUCUUUCUCUUCAUCGUGGCAAUUGUGGGUCUGUGUGGAGCUCUAAAGCAUCAUCAAGUCCUCUUGUUCUUUUACAUGGUCAUCCUCUUCAUGGUGUUCAUUGUGCAGUUCUCAGUGUCAUGUGCAUGCCUGGCCAUCAAUAAGGAACAACAGAAUCUGCUUCUGGAGAUUGGAUGGAACAAGUCUGAGUCUAUGCAGAAGGAUCUAGAGAGAACUCUGAACUGCUGUGACUUCUCCAACGUCAACUACAGUGAAACAUGUGAAGCUGACUGUUUCAGAGAAACAAGCUGUGAACCAUGCUCAGUCAAAAUUCAGGCCUAUGCUGAUGACGCACUGCACUUUGUUGGAGGAAUGAGUUUGUUCUUCAGUUUCACAGAGAUUCUGGGUGUUUGGCUGACGUACAGAUACAGGAAUCAAAAGGAUCCUCGGUCAGGUGCCGGCCAAUUCAGCAACUAGUUUCAAGAAAUUUUUCCAUUAUACUUCCUUUAGUCUUAUGUUGCACUUUUACAUUCUAUAUCAUCUGCUAACUGCAUUAGAUUGCAUUAUAAAUUUAAUCCAUAAUGACUGCAGGGAAAGGCAUGAAUGAUGUUUUAACUGAAAAAUACUUUUUCAAAUGUCACAUGAUUAAUUGUUAUUGAAUGUUCUUUCUUUACUUUAUUGCAACAGCUGUGUCACAAUUAAAUAAUGCUGUGAUCAUGAUCCCAUUUUCAAAAGUUGAAAGUACAGUAUGAAAUGACAUAGUGAUUGGCAAUUUAUGUGCCACUGACCUUAAUGUUUCAUCCAUAAUGAUCUGAAAGAUGUCUUGAGCCUUUCUCAUACAGUCAUACAAGAAAACAA